Ostertagia ostertagi is the source of this 213-nucleotide messenger RNA. NCBI's taxonomy places the organism in Eukaryota, Metazoa, Nematoda, Chromadorea, Rhabditida, Trichostrongylidae. The record is from the annotation of a GenBank genome assembly.
AUGAUUCACCCCGAUUAUAUGAUCUUGCAGCAUGACGCACAACUGAACUUUUUCGGAAAUCGUUUGGCUACUUGCUCUAGUGACAGAAUCGUCAAAAUUUUCGAGGUAAGGAAAGUGAUCAUUUGGUCGGAAAAUAAUGGACGCUGGCAGAAAUCACACGAAUGGACUGGCAUGAAGCCAGUGUUAACUCAGUCAGCUUUGCUCCCCAUCUCG